CAAAGUUUACGUAACCAGAGGGUUACGUAAAUGGAGGUACGACUGUACAGAAUUGCCUUCAGAUGGCAACAUUUCUCCAGUGAAAAUAGGGACAUCCUAAGGAAAAGUGGGACAUUCUGGGAUGAAAUCAGAAACUAGGACAAAUUCUCUAAAUCAGGGACGUCUCUGGAAAAUAGGGAUAGUUGGAGGGUCUGAUUUUGUGGGUUCCCCAGCAGCAGCAGCUGUUCUGUUUCACCAAGUAAAGUCACAUCAAAUAUCACAAUGUUGUGUUUAUUGAAGAAAUCCACCACAAGUUAAGCUAUAUCUAGAACUAUGCUUGCUGUGAGCUGCUUCUGAACCAAAACAGACCCUGGAAUUGCCACACAGCUCAAAGAAGCAGGGACAGUAUAACAUUAGGCAAAUAAGUUAAUUAUUUCCAGGUAUUGUGAUCCCAAAGUUUAACGGUUUUUACUCAAAGGGACAUUGGGAUUUUCUCUCUCCGUUUCCAAGAUAAUAAUUGUUUGCAACAGAUAAUUUCUCAGACAAAGGGGAGAAAAGGUUAGCUUACGAAAGAUGUCCCAGAGGUAAACCUAGAAGAUAUUUAAAAGGUAUUUGCUUGUUUGCUUGGUUUUUAGAGGGACAGGAAAGACCUGAUAGGCUGGAAUUCUGGUGACUUCAUUAAAGAAGAAGAAGAAGAAGAAGAAGAAGAAGAAGAAGAAGAAGAAGAAGAAGAAGAAGAAGAAGAAGAAGAAGAAAAACCCCCUAACAACCCUAGAUAGCAUAAUAGGAAUGCAAAGGUGGAGCCAGUAAACAAAACUCCGUAUAAACACUCCAAAAACCGAGCAUUCAGCAGGUUUCCAAGGAUCGUGCAAAUGGCUUUCACCGACAAAGACUUCUAUGCUGCACAUUUCAAUCCAAAAGAAUAUUUGGACACCUUUUACAACUUCAGCUCUGGAAAAGAAAACAAGAAUGCCUUUUUGUUUUUCUUUCUGAAAAAUCUCCACCAGGCAUUCACUUUAGAUGCCAUAAAAGGGGACACCCUGAUUGAUAUUGGAAGUGGACCGACCAUCUACCAGUUCCUCUCGGCUUGUGAGUCCUUUCGAGAAAUCGUCGCCACAGAUUAUUGUGAACAGAACUGGGAGGAGAUGCAACGAUGGCUAAGGAAGGAGCCAGGAGCUUUCGACUGGAGCCCGGUGGUGAAAUAUGUGUGUGAGCUGGAGGGUAACAGGGAAAAGUGGGAAGAAAAGGAAGAAAAGGUCCGAAGAGCCAUUAAGCAGGUACUGAAAUGCGACGUGACCCAGGCCAACCCAUUGGGCCCUGUGGCUCUGCCUCCAGCGGACUGCUUGAUGUCCUCCCUGUGCCUGGAAGGGGCCUGCAAAGACCUGCCCUCCUACCGCUCCGCUUUGAAGAACAUCAGCUCCCUUGUCAAACCAGGGGGGCACCUCAUCUUAGGCUCCGUCCUAGAAGAAACCUACUACAAGGUGGGCCAGCGGCCCUUCUCCGGCCUCUACUUGGAAUGGGCAUCUGCGGAGGAAGCCCUCAAGGAGGCAGGCUUUGCUGUCAAGUGGCUCAAGGAGACCAAGAUCGAUUUGCCACUAUCUGAGACAGAUGCAAAGGCAUUCGGCAUUGUGGUGGCUCAAAAAUGCCAGAGCUGAAGGGAAGACCACUGAAGGAAUAACAUGGUGAAGCAGGAGUGUGUGGUUUUUUUUUGGGGGGGGUAUAUUUUGUUCUGGAGAUUAGUUAUUUCUGUAGAAAGUCUAUGUAUGUGAUAACAGCAUCUAGAAUAUUACAUGCACAGAAAUGGAAAGAAGAGAAGGUUCUACUGAAGGAGGAGUGACUUUUAAAAUUAAUGGACUAUGCAGAAAUUAGAGUUGCCAUACAUCCAGAAUUUCCCAGACAUAUCUGGAAUACUACAGUCAGAAAUAGUGCCUGGGCAGAAAUUGGAGAAAUGUCUGGGAAAAUCUGGACAUAUGGCUGCCCAUCUUG
This is a messenger RNA of Podarcis raffonei (Aeolian wall lizard), 1965 nucleotides long. RefSeq names its product nicotinamide N-methyltransferase-like. The coding region runs from base 852 to 1634 and encodes 260 amino acids. Lineage: Eukaryota; Metazoa; Chordata; Lepidosauria; Squamata; Lacertidae. The record is from RefSeq and is a predicted model, not a curated record. The transcript is spliced from 3 exons. Gene Ontology annotation, cellular component: cytosol. Gene Ontology annotation, molecular function: N-methyltransferase activity.